Molecule: messenger RNA, 1496 nt
Organism: Symsagittifera roscoffensis
Lineage: Eukaryota; Metazoa; Xenacoelomorpha; Acoela; Convolutidae
Exons: 3
Coding region: 684-1250 (188 amino acids)
Biological process (GO): small GTPase-mediated signal transduction
Molecular function (GO): GTPase activity; GTP binding
Source: RefSeq, a predicted model, not a curated record
UUCCUCGCAUUUCAAGAUUUUCAUUUUUGUAGUGGUCUUUCAUUUUGUAGUGGAUCAUUUUUUAAAAACUACUCUUACGUUGUCAUAAUUGAAUGACAAUUGGCAUUGUGAACAAACUAACAAGUGUGAUCAGAUUUGUUUUUCAUCCCUUAAUUUGUAAAAUCACGCAUUUUGCCAUAACUAGACGUGAAACAACCAGAAAAAAGAAAAAUUGAAAAGUGGGGGGUUGAAAAAGAAAAAGAGCCAAUUUUAAAACAAUGCCAGCCGUAAUUUUCAAGUCCUUGUUAAAAAGUUAAUAAUAGCGAAGUUUUGCAAACAUGCGCUACUAAUGAAGAUAUAAACCAUUGAUUUCUUUCUCCGACAUUUAUUUGUCGAUGUUUGUACUUUUAAGAGAGCAAGUAACUCGGUUAAGCUAAUGAAUAUCUUAUGUUACCAAACAUACCAAAUCUGAAAACUAAUCAAUUAUUAAAACACCAGUUUUAACUAUUAAUCUUAAAGUAUUUGGGUUCUCUUAAUGUAAAUCAAAGAUAAAGAUUGGAUAUCUUAAGUCAUUUUACUAAUCUUGUCGCGCAUUCAUUUAAUAGCAUUUCGAACAAACGACAGAUUAUAACACCUGAACCUAACCACGUACAACCUGGAGAGUGGGUCUGAUUUGGUUAUAACUGGGUUAUUACAAUUCAGUUAUGAAUAGUUUCAACUGCUUACUUAUCGGAGAUGGCGGAGUGGGGAAGACGGCUCUUGCCAGUGUGUUCACGCAGAAUAUUUACCCGGAAGAGAGAAUCCCGACGGUCGUUGACUUCAUGUCUCGAAAUCUGGUCCACAACAACCAGCCAGUGAAUUUGACUGUGCAGGACUCUGCAGGCCAGAAGGACUACACCAGAGUCAGACUCACCCAGUACCCAGCCUGCAACAUCAUCAUUCUCUGCUUCGCAGUCAACGACAAAAACAGUGUUGAAAACGUGAAAUCUUAUUGGCUGCCCGAAGCACGACACAAUGCACCUUCUAAACCCAUCAUACUAGUCGGAACGAAAGCAGACACGAGACACGAUAGCCAAAUACAAUCGUCAUAUUUGAUCAGCAAAGACCAGUCGGAACAACUUAAAAAGCAGUGCGGUGCUUGCUUAUACGUCGAAUGUUCCGCCAAGGAUAGAUCGAAUGUAGAUUUAGUAUUUGUUAGUGCGAUUAAAGUAUUGAAGGGAGAGAUAGUACAAAAUCCGAAGCCAAAGCUCAAAAUAUGUGAUAUCCUGUAGACUUCAUUAAUCUGUAAUAAAAGUUACUUCCUUGUUGUCAAGAGAUUCAUCAAACUGGGAAAACAGGGUUAAUGCCAGGAACCCUAUUUUCAGAUAGUCGCAUUAUGAAGUUUUCUAUAUUUUUCGUUCCUCCCGUUAGCUGUUCUCAGAGUCCGGAAACGGUCGUCUAUUUUCAAACUCUAAUUGUGUGUUUCUUUUUAAAUCUCGCUUCUCAGUUUUGUUUUCGAAUUUAUAAUUCAACUGAUA